UGCAAAUUUCUCUAUUUUAAACGUAGGGACAGGAAAUAUGAAAUGGGACGGCCAGGAUCCAAAGCGACGCUGUCACUUAGGCCGAAGUUUGUCAACUCUUGACAAAGAACAAAUUAGAUGCUUGUGAUGGAGCUGUUGUCACGAGCACCCUGAAUUGUGAGAAGGUUGGACAUUUGGGGAAGUUGCUGCCUCUGCACUAGCAGGUUUUUACAGCAUAGACAUUACUCCUUCUGUCUGGAACAGCUCUGCAGGGCUUUUUUUUUUUUUCCUUUUUGCUUCUCAUGCUUGAUUAUUUUCUGACUGUGCAGUGGGAUGGGUCUGUUGCAAAAGAUUCUGGUUCCUUUUGUUGGAUUGGUCUUGGCCCUCUGGUUUUAUUCAGGAAAGGAAGAUUUUAAACCGGAAAUGCUGCAAGGGAAGCGUGUGAUUGUUACUGGGGCAAGCACAGGAAUCGGCGAACAGAUGGCGUACCACCUGGCACGCAUGGGUUCCCACAUACUGAUCACUGCGCGGACAGAAGCCAAGCUCCAGAAAGUUGUCACUCGAUGCCUGGAGUUGGGCGCAGCAUCUGCCAGCUAUAUGAAUGGCAGUAUGGAAGACAUGGGGUUUGCUCAGGAUGUGGUAAAGAAAGCACAGGCAUUAUGGGGAAGCAUAGAUAUGCUUAUUCUGAAUCAUGUUACCCCUGCGAACUUCAGAUAUUUUAACAGUGACACUGAAGAUAUGCAGAAAAUCCUCAAUGUCAAUUUCCUUAGCUAUGUGGCCAUGACAACUGCAGCUCUUCCUAUGCUCAAGAACAGUGAAGGCAGUAUUGUAGUAGUUUCAUCCCUGGCAGGCAAAAUUGGCUUCCCUUUCAUGGUUUCCUAUGCUACUGCUAAGUUUGCUCUGGAUGGAUUUUUCAGCUCCUUGAGGCAGGAAUUUGCUAUCCAGAAUACCAAUAUUUCCAUCACACUCUGCAUCCUUGGACUCAUCAACACAGACACUGCUAUGAAAGCUACUUCUCGUAUGUUCAGCUCUUUCCCAGCAGCACCAAAGGAGGAAUGUGCCCUAGAAAUCAUUAAAGGGGGAGCUCUGCGCCAACGAGAAGUUUAUUAUAAGUAUUCAGCUGUAAAGAUCCCUGUAUUGUUCCGGGACUGGGUUCCAGAUCUACUGGAUUACCUCAUCAGGAUGCGAUUUGAUGUGGAAAAACUAAAAGAAAAUUAAU
Molecule: messenger RNA, 1198 nt
Organism: Heteronotia binoei (common prickly gecko)
Lineage: Eukaryota; Metazoa; Chordata; Lepidosauria; Squamata; Gekkonidae
Gene: HSD11B1
Product: hydroxysteroid 11-beta dehydrogenase 1
Exons: 6
Coding region: 313-1197 (294 amino acids)
Biological process (GO): steroid catabolic process
Cellular component (GO): intracellular membrane-bounded organelle; endoplasmic reticulum membrane
Molecular function (GO): steroid binding; 11-beta-hydroxysteroid dehydrogenase (NADP+) activity
Source: RefSeq, a predicted model, not a curated record